Molecule: messenger RNA, 1981 nt
Organism: Puntigrus tetrazona (Sumatra barb)
Lineage: Eukaryota; Metazoa; Chordata; Actinopteri; Cypriniformes; Cyprinidae
Gene: kctd6a
Product: potassium channel tetramerization domain containing 6a
Exons: 3
Coding region: 343-1056 (237 amino acids)
Biological process (GO): protein homooligomerization
Molecular function (GO): protein binding
Source: RefSeq, a predicted model, not a curated record
CGUGUCAUUUCCGCUCAUCCCACGCCGACGUCUCCCUCUCAUCCGUCCCGCUCCGUGUGAAUCCACAACAUAAACAUUACAGCUAUCUUACAGCCUUUACUCGGGCAGCCGAGUCUCUCUUAAACUGAAAUAUACUUAUAUUUCGAAAAGCCUCUAAACUCUCCCCGUUUAAUUCCUCCACAUCCCGACGCUUUGAACGAGAAGAAACAACUCCACCGGACGAGGAGGAGAGACUAAAUCCCCGAGACUUAACGCAUUUGCAACGAGGUUGAGGUGUUUAUACCCCGUAAAGGCUGCAGAGAGAGUCAUUCAUCGCACCGCUGAAGAGGAACCAUUGGCCACAUGGAGAAUGGAGACUGGGCUCACAUGAUGAUGGAUACGGUUACCCUUAACGUUGGUGGCCACUUGUACACCACAUCGCUCUCCACCCUCCAACGUUAUCCGGACUCUAUGUUGGGUGCAAUGUUUCGUGGUGACUUUCCCACCGCACGAGACGCCCAGGGCAACUAUUUCAUAGAUCGAGACGGUCCUCUAUUCCGUUACAUCUUAAACUUUUUACGAACGUCGAAACUGACUCUGCCAUGUGACUUCAAAGAAACCGAGCUCCUUCGGAAGGAAGCAGACUUCUAUCAGAUCGAGCCCUUGAUCCAGUGUUUAGGAGACACCAAACCACUUUAUCCAUUGGACACUUUUGAGCAAGUGGUAGAACUUUCAAGUACUCGUAAACUGUCCAAGUACUCAAACCCGGUGGCGGUCAUUAUCACCCAGCUCACGAUCACCACCAAAGUUCACGCGCUACUUGAAGGCAUCUCCAACAACUUCACCAGAUGGAAUAAACACAUGAUGGACACCAGAGACUUUCAAGUGUCUUUUACCUUUGGACCAUGUGAUUACCACCAAGAGGUUUCCCUUCGGGUGCAUCUGGUGGAGUACAUCUCCAAGCAAGGCUUCACGAUUCGCAACACGCGGGUGCAUCACAUGAGCGAACGCGCCAACGAGAACACGGUAGAACAUCACUGGACAUUUUGUAGAGUUGCGCAAAAGGUUGAAGACUGAUCGACGCUGCAUUCAUGUCAGAACUUUAAAGAUAUUUAUUGGUAAAUUCCAAGCAAUUUGAGCAUUAACGAGUUUAACAAAGAUAGGAGUGAUUUUUAAGAGUUGCAAACUCGUAAUUAAGGUAAUUAUUGUUUGAGGUAGCCAGUAAUGAACAGAAUGAAAAUGUUUUUGUUGUAUUUGGGCAAAUUGUGUUAUGUUCAUCUUCUCAACCACUUUAGAUGUUCAUAGACAAAAGAAACCUAAACAAUUUCUAGAACUACUAUAUACCUCAUGCCUGGAAAAAGUGACCCAAUUUUUUUUUAAAAUUGUCAGAUCCAUAUGCAACUUGAAUCUGCAUAUAUCUGAAAUGUUAAUAUAUGUAAUGCAUCAAUGUUAAAUAUACAGUAUUCAGUUGUAUUUAUAGUAUUUCUGCAGAUAUUUUGUCCUGUGAUUGUCUUUCAACUAUAAAUGGUUUGCAUGAUUCUAUGGUAUCUGCACUAUUGUUGAUUCAGUAAUAUUUCCUCUUUGAAAUAUGUGUAAACGGCUUAAUUCGCAUUAUGCUCAAUAUGUUUUCUUGCCCAAAGCUUUAAGCAAACAAUACCUCUUUGGCUUCUAGACCAAAAUUUGGAGUUAAUGUCCCAUUUAAAAGUGAUUUUGGUCUCAAAAUGCAUGCAAGACUCGAGUUAGUACCUGUGAAGCUAAGAACAUCCAUUAAAAUUGAAGAGUUCAUUCAUGUGUGUAAUGAAUUUGACCUACACAUUAAAAACAAGUGUUUCAUCAUAUAUUAUUAUUUGGUUGUAGAUGUCUUGGAAUAACAUUUCAUUGGAAGAACCUUUUGGUUUUAUCAUUGUAAUUAAUUUAAAUUAUCAUUUUAAUGGGAAAGUUACUUUCAGAUGCCACUCUUUCAAAUGCAAUAACUUGAAUAAAUAACUGGAUUAUCUAAAUA